This is a messenger RNA of Pochonia chlamydosporia 170, 2154 nucleotides long. Its product is annotated as C6 transcription factor OefC. The record is from RefSeq and is a predicted model, not a curated record. Gene Ontology annotation, biological process: positive regulation of transcription by RNA polymerase II. Lineage: Eukaryota; Fungi; Ascomycota; Sordariomycetes; Hypocreales; Clavicipitaceae. The coding region runs from base 1 to 2154 and encodes 717 amino acids. Gene Ontology annotation, molecular function: DNA-binding transcription factor activity, RNA polymerase II-specific; transcription cis-regulatory region binding; zinc ion binding. The transcript has 3 exons. Gene Ontology annotation, cellular component: nucleus.
AUGUCAUCUGACGAUGGAGCUUGGGACGGAAUGGUUCUGCCAUCACCUUCACCGACGGAGGCUGCGUGGAAAGGUGCUCCCUUGCCGGGACCUCUUCAGACUGGCCAGCUCUCGCCCGUCAGUUCAGGUGUCGACACUGGCUUAGACAGCUGCUCAUCCCUUCCAACAACAGCACACUCCGUGUCUUCAUCUUGCACCGACUCGUGGAGUAUAGGAUACGCGGACCAAGACGACGGGGAAAAUGAGGCACCUUGGGAGUGCUGGGAGCAUAGCCAGGACGAAAUUAUGACGGCCCCAAAGUUAGAACCAAACGACGAUGAGAUCAAGCUGGGUGAUGUAGCAGCAGCCCCAUUAACGCCGGUACAGCACAGCACUCAUCCGCACAAUUCGGAGACUAAGCAAAAGCGACCCCGUGGAAGACCGAGAAAACAUCCUCAACCUCAAGCUGUGAACACAAAUAAAGUCACCAAAGGCCGCUCCAAAACCGGCUGUAUAACUUGUCGAAAAAGAAAGAAGAAGUGCGAUGAGGCCAAGCCACGAUGUAUGAACUGUGAGAAGAACGCUGUUGUUUGCGAAGGCUAUCAUGAAAAGCAAAUAUGGAAAAGUGGAAAAGAAAGAGCCGAAGAAGAGCGCAUGCGGCAGGAGUGUCAACCUGUGGUCACGAUGCAGCCAAUCUUUCAUGGGGUAGAGACUACUGAGGACAUGAUAUUUUGGAAACAUUACAUAACUCAUCUCAGCAACGUGUUGACUGUUGAAGGCGAGGCCAAAAAUGCAUUCAAAGACAUCAUCCUCCAACUCGCAAAUCAGCAUCAAGGUUUGAUGCACUCUAUUUUGGCAGUAAGCAGCAAGCACAUCGACCUGGACUCGCCAUAUGGUGCAAAGCUACUACAGGACAACCCUACCGCAACCAGGGACUCUUUGCAGCACAGAGGGGACUUUCAUCACGAGGAGGCAUUGCGACGGCUGUACACAGACAUGGAGAACCCGGUACCCAAGGAGGACCCCGCCCACGACACCGUGCUUGCUGCUCGAUAUGGACAAAUGCUUUGUCUGCUGCUCCAAACCAGGGCUGAGGGUAAUCCUAGAGGCGAGCAUCGGGUUCAUUUACAAGCAUACCAAACUCUUAUCCAACACUCGCCGCCGGAAAACGACAUAUUUCAUACGUUUAUUACCGAGUUCUUCCAGUAUCACAUUUACGCUGACGACCUCUUGUGGCAUUCCGGAGCCAACUCAAGCCGCCUGUCAUCUGAAUCCUUGGAGUCUCAGACCGAGAUACAUCCACCACGACUAAUUGGAGUCGGAGAUGGCCUAUUUCGAUGCCUCUCCCAUAUCACUACGCUUCGAAAUGUAAUUCGGGCAAAUAUGGCGGCGUCUGUCGACCCUGUCGUCGACUACACCAGCUUGUAUCGUGCAGCCGAGAUUGAUGCAGCCAUCAGAGAAUGGACUCCUCGAUGGCCACCUGGGGACAGUCGCCACAAGGUCGGGCCGCUCUACAAACAGAUGAUGUGGGUGUACCUCUUCAGGACCAUAUAUCCGCCGUCGCCAACACCCGUACGACGCUCUACGUUCGCGACACUACCUAUGUCCUCGCCACAGCACAAUGCUGCCAGCUUGCAACGACGAGCUUCUAUGGUUGCCAGUCUUGGCCCGACAAAUUCAGCCACGAUGUCGUCCAACGGCACGCUGGCGGGGUCUCAUGCGGCCCAAAGCUGCCCGUCAUCACGGAAUCCCUCUCGAACCAGUUCAAUGCAUGAGCAAGACGCAACUCGACCGAUCGGUGAAGGGUCGCAGGAAGACCACAAGCGAUCAUCUCCUCCACCUGCGAGAAGACCAGCGCAGGACGAUCGACGAAUCACCUUGGCAGUAGAGGAAUCUCUGACUAUUCUCGAGUCUUUCAAGCCUUCUGACCCAGCACAGACAUUGUUACUGAUACCUUGCACUGUCAUCGGCACCGCUUGCUUCGAUGUUUCUCAGCGCAGCCGAGUUCGAACAGCGAUUAAAGUUAUUCGCGGAUACACGGGCUUACGGAGCUGUGAUCGUGUUAUGGAAUUGUUGGAAGAAGUCUGGUCUCUAAUGGAUCAAGGUGACUGGACGUCUGUUUGGGAUUGGCAGUUCGUGGCAAAGAGAAUGAGGCUUGAUUUUCUCUGUGCUUGA